Messenger RNA from Saccharomycopsis crataegensis, 2190 nucleotides. It is a transcript of the gene RIM4, whose product is annotated as Rim4p. Gene Ontology annotation, molecular function: mRNA binding. The coding region runs from base 1 to 2190 and encodes 729 amino acids. Lineage: Eukaryota; Fungi; Ascomycota; Saccharomycetes; Ascoideales; Saccharomycopsidaceae. The record is from RefSeq and is a predicted model, not a curated record. Gene Ontology annotation, cellular component: nucleus; ribonucleoprotein complex; cytoplasm. The transcript has a single exon.
AUGCAAAACAACAGUUUACAUUCUCAUUAUAAUACUGUUUCAAGUUUGGAUGAUUCCCAAAUUCAAUCAAAAUUAACAGAAAUCUCUAAAACCUUGAUUUAUAACAAGUUUCAACUGUUGCCUAACGUUAACUCAUCCUCUGGAUCAUUUUGCAUUUACGACUCUGAUAGUGAAGAAGAAAUCAUGCAAGACUUACAAGCUGCUGAAUACCUUUUAAUGAAACCAUCUUCUCUGAGAACUUCAUUUGCUGAUAACGAGAUGAGGAAAGAUCGUAUGUCUAAAAAAAUUCCAUUCCAAAACUCUGUUAAGCGUUCUGGUAUUGAAUAUGGCGAAAAUGAAAAUAAGGAUGAGGAUACAGACGCUGCCGAGGCAGAAGAAAAAGAAGAAGAGCAAGAGCAAGACGAAGGAGAAACAAGCUCUUUUAAAGCUGAUAUCAAUUCCAAAAAUUAUUUAGAAACCAAUAGCAACUACUCUAAAUUUUUUGAUGACGAUGAGAAGAAAGAAAAAGAUGCUACCUACGAAGUAACCAUCAGUGGUGUUAGGUUUAGAGCUAGACCAUCGUCCUGUAUCUUUGUGGCUAGUUUAUCCAAUGCUAGGUCUGAAAAUGACUUAUUUGAAUCAGUUUCUACUUUUUUUCAAAAAUGGGGUGAUAUUUCUGUUAAAGUUUUGAAAGACGAGAAGCAAAGACCAUAUAGUUUUGUUCAAUUUACAAAUGACAAAGAUGCUAAACAUGCUUUGGAGCAAGCCCAGGGAGCAUUACUUGACGAUAGACCUAUUCGUUGUGAGCCAGCAAGAGUUAAUAGAACUAUUCAUAUUUCUAAUAAAUCCGGCCUUGAAAUAAGUUAUGAUUCUGUCGUGAGAAUGUGUGAAGAGUUUGGAGAACUUGAAUUGGUAAUCGCUAGUAAUGAUAACUUAGAUGACUUAAAUUUGAGAUCCAGAAGCGACAAAAAAGCUCCAGCAUGGUUUAUACAAUUUGUAUUCAGGGAAGAAGCUAUAUGUGCUUUUUUGCACUUUUUAGAAAGUAGCAGCGUUGAUACUGAAUGGGCUGAAAACAUUCAACUUCCGCAAAAUGAAGGCCCAAUCUCCAUUGAUAAGGCCGCUGUUUUCGUUGGACAAUUGAGCUCCCUGGUCACAGAGCAAAAAUUUGUUGAACGGUUUGAGCAACACGGGAAAAUUAAGUCUUAUACUUUUAUUGAUAGAUCAAGCUCCCCAUUUGGCUUUGUUAAGUAUGAAAAAGAGGUUUCUGCUGCCAGAGCUGUUGAAAGGGAAAACCAUGCUGUCUUCAUGAACAAAACCAUGCAUGUUCAAUAUAAAGAGCUUCACCCGAAGGAAAAUAGAACUGUCAAUAAGAUUUCCAAACAGCCAAGACUUGUUGUCGCUCACCCACCAGUCGGCACUAAUUCCAAAGUGGCCUUUAAUAGAAGAAGAUUCGUCGCUAAUGGAAGGAUGUUUGGUGUUAAUUCAAGAAAUCAAUUGAGCCAUCAUCAUCAUCAUUAUCAUCCUCAUCAAUUGGAAAAUUUUCAUUAUCCUUAUAGACAAGAAUAUUUGAAUUACAAGCCAUACAAGCCAUUAAAUAUUCAUGAUGGGCCAAAACCUUCUUCUCCUACGUCUAGAAUGUCUCGCCAAAGAAAAAGAAGUUCCCCAACUAGUUCUGCAGGAAAGUCCACAUUCUCUCAUAAUUAUGCUAGCAAAAGCAUCUAUUCUGGUACUUCAUUCACUGGUGACUCGGUGACAGAAGAAGAUACUGGAUCUUACUUAGGGAACCAGAAGCAAGAUGGAUUUAUGCCUAGAGUCCUUCCAAUGACAAACUCAACCCCUUUUUAUUCUUAUAAUAGCUACAAGUCUCUUCCACCUCCUCCACCACAGCAACACCAUAUUCCACCAAUGUCUCAGGGCCAACCACCGAAAAGUUCCUACUUCAAUUACGCACCAUAUAACUACUACGGUUAUGGUGACGGCAGCAUACCAUAUCUUCCACCACCACCACCACCCGCAGAUGCGAACCAAUUUUUCUUAUAUUAUCCACAAGGGAGCCAAGCACCACCACCCUCUAAUUCCGGUAAAUUCUCAUAUCCUCCAAUGAUGGCAAAUGUUGUUACUGGUCCAGCUUUGGUUGGACAAACCAGUCCGGUUGCUCCAAACAACGGCUUCCAAAAUAAGCACGAGUCAGCUUCACCAAUUGAUUAUUAA